Molecule: messenger RNA, 5860 nt
Organism: Synchiropus splendidus (mandarinfish)
Lineage: Eukaryota; Metazoa; Chordata; Actinopteri; Syngnathiformes; Callionymidae
Gene: scn2b
Product: sodium channel, voltage-gated, type II, beta
Exons: 6
Coding region: 183-827 (214 amino acids)
Cellular component (GO): membrane
Source: RefSeq, a predicted model, not a curated record
UCGUCACCUGGCUACAGACACUGCCAGCCAUGUUCUGCCUCUAACACACACGUUUACUGGGGCUUUUUUUGCAUUUUAAGGCAACAAUAAAGAGCAGGUAUUUUUGCUAUUUUCAUCAAGAGCAUUUUUUACAGGUCCGACGCUUUGUAGGAAGCCUCUAGCCCCAGUCCCAGAGCGGGAACAUGUCCUCCAGCGCGCGGCGGAGGUGCGGCGGUGUGGAGCUGCUGCUGCUGCUCUCGCUCUCCGGCUGUUCGGCGAUGGACGUUAUCGUUCCGAGCUCUAUAAAUGCACUGAAUGGAACAACAGUCAAAAUCCCAUGCACGUUCACCUCCUGCUACAAGAUGGACGUCACCAGGUUUGCCAUGAACUGGACUUAUCAAGAGUCAAGCAACGACACGGAGGAGACGGUGAUGUCGUACUACAAGAAGAAAGGGAUGGUGGCGCUGCAGACCAACCCGUUUGGUGAAAGAGUCAUGUUUGCCGGGAACCUGGAUAAAAACGACCUCUCCAUCACGCUGUCGGAUGUCCAGCUGGAGGAUGAGGGUAUUUUCAACUGCUACGUGAGGAAUCCUCCAGAUCGAGUGCAGGGACACGGGAUCAUACACCUGAAAGUUGUGACUGAGUUGCCUCCUCCGAGAGACUCCACCAUCGCAGUUGCAAUAGGGGCAUCGGUGGGCGGAGCCUUGGCGCUGCUCAUCCUCUCCAUGGUGGUGGUGAAGUGCCUCCGUCGACACAUGAAGCCAGAACUGAUAGCAGAGGAGAAGACGGAGGAGGAGGGGAAGCUGGACCCGGAUGUUGUGGCCGAAGAGGGAACCAAGCAAGCGUAAGCCAGAGGAGCCGCGACUGACUUUCAACACAUCAGUAGACAUCUGCUUUCCCGACCUGCGGGACCGAACCAGUUCCAUCCAUCUCUCUGCAUGUGUGAAGAACGAGGGACGCAAGGGUCCAUGUGCUGCGUGUGUGCCUGUCGUGUGUGUGUGUGUGUGUGAGAGAGUUUCUAAGCAUAUUUAAAAUGAACCAGGGAAGUCUUCUUUUUAUUCCAAGUUGACGUCUUCCCAUGAGGAGAACAUGGAGUGCACUCAACCACAGGGACGUGUGUCAAGCCACUGGCCAUCCUCUAUCAUCUUUAAUUCCAAGCCUUGGUGAGGCAAUCUGUCGCAGAGUCUCUCCACAUUUUUGGCUCCUUUGUUCCAGUUCACUGCCAUGAACAUCAGUACAAGCGCAAGUAUGAGGCGGCGACGUGAGAGAUGAACCAACCAACCAACUAUAGUAGUAGAGACUUGAUAGAGCAGGGCUCCAGGUGUGUUCACUGUGAUUUAGGUUGAAGUCACGCCUUCGAGGACGUCAAGCCGUCAUGAAAAAAGCAAGUUAGAUUAUUCGAUAUUGCUAAUUUUGCAUUUCAAGUGUCUAAUGGAAGUUUCUAAUUGAUGUCAAUAGGUCUAAUUUAUUUUGUUACUUUAAAUGACAUGAAUUGAUUUGUUUUUGAAAGGGUGUUGGGAUUGCUCCUCUGGUGACUCAUGGGUUCACCCGAGAGUCACCAGAGGAGCAGGCACUGGAACUGGAACCUGGAGUGAAACAAGGCCAAGGCCUGCCACUUCAGCUGAACGCAUCCCCUUCCUGAGCACUGACUCUUCAACGUUCAUUCACCGUCAUUUUAGAGUUUCUCGUCAAGCAACAUUGACUCAGUAACGACACCACGUGUUGCACUGCUGUUGCUCAAGUGGGGCUCCACUCAGAUUACACAUUAAAUGUUCAACUUCAUAAUAUUGUGAUGAGAAAAAAAAGAAACACAAGGAAGGUAUACGAAUAACAACCGUGUUUGCAAAUGUUAUUAUUGUUGAAACAGCGGGACAUGCCUCGUGCCGUCACGGUCACUGACCGUGUAAAUAACCGCAUCGGUUGAACAUGACAGCCGGCUUGCAAACUGUACCUUUAGUGUUGCUGUCUACAUUCCACUUCCCCCAGUCCAUAGAUAGUUUCAAGCCUCCAGCUGAAGACCAACAACAAAUAGAAUUCACAAUCACAUUGUAUUUGUGAUACAUGCACUUUGAAUAUCUGUGAAGGUAGAAAGAUGUAAAGCAUAUUUGCCAUCUGUAUUUCCAAAGCUAUGCCUCUAUAUGUUGUUUUGCACAUUGACGUCCUGUACAUUGGUAUAUAAUCAGACUGAGCAUGUGCACUUGCUGGACAGCGGUCGAGGGAAAGACGUCGUGAAGGUGAUGUACUCCUGUGUUGCUGAGACGUGGCAUGGCGGUCGUAUGGACCACUGUCGGAAUGUUUGAAAUAUGAAACGCAUGCGAUGGGACAAAUUCAUGAAUGUUUGACUGACAGGCCUCCUGUUUCACAAGUAACGUGUCAGUGACACACUGUCCCGAGGGCGGGCAUUGCAUCAUUAGUGUGUGUCCUUACUCCGGAAUGUAUAGAGGAUUUUGUCAUGAUCUUUCAUUUUUCUUUCUUCUUUGUUUCGUGUCAGUGUAAACAGCCGCACUGCAAGGUUCUGCUCUGUUCUACUGCAGCUUUAUCCGCUGUUUUUAACAAGGUAAAUGGAGGUAUUUUGGGAAACUUGUCUGUGUUUUGAACAGAUAUCAACUUUUUGAAUAUUCAGAUCAACAUGCCAGUUCACUACCGGCCUGUGUUGCAUGGCACAAGCCUGGGGGGGUUUAUGGCUUCAACUUGUCCAGACAGGAAGUCAUUCAAAGAGAAGUAUUCUGUAUUUGGUCAAUUUAGAGUUUGAAUUACAUUUUGGCUCUUUGGUUAGCAUGACACGACAGUAACCCGUCACGUCAGCACAGUGACGCUUCACUGACGCGAAACUUUGGUUAGCAUGACACGACAGUAACCUGUCACGUCAGCACAGUGACGCUUCACUGACGCGAAACUUUGGUUAGCAUGACACGACAGUAACCCUUCACUUCAGCACAGUGACGCUUCACUGACGUGAAACUUUGGUUAGCAUGACACGACAGUAACCUGUCACUUCAGCACAGUGACGCUUCACUGAGGCGACACUUUGGUUAGCAUGACACGACAGUAACCUGUCACGUCAGCACAGUGACGCUUCACUGACGCGAAACUUUGGUUAGCAUGACACGACAGUAACCCUUCACUUCAGCACAGUGACGCUUCACUGACGCGACACUUUGGUUAGCAUGACACGACAGUAACCCGUCACGUCAGCACAGUGACGCUUCACUGACGCGAAACUUUGGUUAGCAUGACACAACAGUAACCCGUCACGUCAGCACAGUGACGCUUCACUGACGCGACACUUUGGUUAGCAUGACACGACAGUAACCCGUCACGUCAGCACAGUGACACUUCACUGACGCGACACUUUGGUUAGCAUGACACGACAGCAACCCUUCACUUCAGCACAGUGACGCUUCACUGACCCGACACUUUGGUUAGCAUGACACGACAGCAACCCUUCACUUCAGCACAGUGACGCUUCACUGAGGCGACACUUUGGUUAGCAUGACACGACAGCAACCCUUCACUUCAGCACAGUGACGCUUCACUGAGGCGACACUUUGGUUAGCAUGACACGACAGUGACCCUUCACUUCAGCACAGUGAUGCUUCACUGAGGCGAAACUUUGGUUAGCAUGACUCGACAGUAACCCUUCACUUCAGCACAGUGACGCUUCACUGAGGCGACACUUUGGUUAGCAUGACACGACAGCAACCCUUCACUUCAGCACAGUGACGCUUCACUGAGGCGAAACUUUGGUUAGCAUGACACGGCAGUAACCCGUCACUUCAGGACAGUGACGCUUCACUGAGGCGAAACUUUGGUUAGCAUGACUCGACAGUAACAUGUCACUUCAGCGCAGUGAAGGUUCACUGACGCGACACUUUGGUUAGCAUGACACGACAGUAACCCUUCACUUCAGCGCAGUGACGCUUCACUGGCGCGAAACUUUGGUUAGCAUGACACGACAGUAACCCGUCACUUCAGGACAGUGACGCUUCACUGAGGCGAAACUUUGGUUAGCAUGACUCGACAGUAACAUGUCACUUCAGCACAGUGAAGGUUCACUGACGCGACACUUUGGUUAGCAUGACACGACAGUAACCCUUCACUUCAGCGCAGUGACGCUUCACUGGCGCGAAACUUUGGUUAGCAUGACACGACAGUAACCCGUCACGUCAGCACAGUGACGCUUCACUUACACGACACUUUGGUCAGCAUGACACGACAGUAACCCGUCACGUCAGCACAGUGACGCUUCACUUACACGACACUUUGGUCAGCAUGACACGACAGUAACCCUUCACUUCAGCACAGUGACGCUUCACUGAGGCGACACUUUGGUUAGCAUGACACGACAUUAACCCUUCACUUCAGCACAGUGACGCUUCACUGAGGCGACACUUUGGUUAGCAUGACACGACAGUAACUCUUCACGUCAGCACAGUGACGCUUCACUGAGGCGACACUUUGGUUAGCAUGACACGACAGUAACUCUUCACUUCAGCACAGUGACGCUUCACUGACGCGAAACUUUGGUUAGCAUGACACGACAGUAACCCUUCACUUCAGCACAGUGAUGCUUCACUGACGCGAAACUUUGGUUAGCAUGACACGACAGUAACCCUUCACUUCAGCACAGUGACGCUUCACUGAGGCGACACUUUGGUUAGCAUGACAUGACAGCAACCCUUCACUUCAGCACAGUGACGCUUCACUGAGGCGACACUUUGGUUAGCAUGACACGACAGUAACCCUUCACUUCAGCACAGUGACGCUUCACUGAUGCGACACUUUGGUUAGCAUGACACGACAGUAACCCUUCACUUCAGCACAGUGACGCUUCACUGAGGCGAAACUUUGGUUAGCAUGACACGACAGCAACCCUUCACUUCAGCACAGUGACGCUUCACUGAGGCGACACUUUGGUUAGCAUGACACGACAGUAACAUGUCACUUCAGGACAGUGACGCUUCACUAACACCACUCUUCACUGUUGCAGUACUUUACUGACUUGGUAACGUGACACUUUGGUUAAAACGAUGUGCCGAUCAUUUGCUGAUGCGACACCCGUGCAAUACAUCGUAUCAGGGGGUUAUAACGAAUAAUGGGUGGAUGAGGCUUCGUAAAACAUUUUCAGCGCUCAGUAGAUGCCACGCUCUGUUUAACAGUUAUGUCUGGUUUCAAGAUUUCAGAACAAAGAGCGCCAUCUCGUGAGCUGUGAAAAUGAGGACAAGCCUCAUGAGUCCAUCACAGGUUUAGCCAUCGACACAAUACUGAUUUCUUAACUCAAAAUGGCCUGUGAGAUGGAUGAAAUGGGUCUAUUUCUCCCACAGUCCUUGGGCGCAGCUCAAGCUGGUCUGUCUCUGCUCAGCCCGCAGUGGCGACUCUCCACCCAGGAUACAAUGAAUUCAAGUCAGUUCAUGCUCACCAAAGUUAGGCCAAGCUCGUCGUCUUGUUUUCGCUCCGCGUCCUCCAUUCUGGCCUCAGUGUCCUUCCAGCUCUGCGUCACACAGGACUGAAUGUGGGCUGCGAGCAAUAACCCUCCGUCCCAGGGACGGUGCGUGCACGGUGGGGAGGGCAAGAGCUUUUGCAGUGCUGCAUGAUUGUACGUACAGAAAGAGAAGCACAUUUCAAUGAGAAGUGAAAUCAUUCACACAUUUUACUGACUGUGGAACUCUGUGAUUCCGUGUACUUCUGUUCUGAAACUGUGAAAUAUUGUGCAUGCGUUUUUAGAGGGUUCAGACUCACAAUGCCAACGGCCAGUCCAGCGACCUUCCUGCCAGUGUGAGUUUAUGUAUGCUGUUUUGGAUCUUCCACCAACAGCCAACCAAGCACCUCGUAGCUCUCACCUCAACCAUUUAGCAACAUCACAUUUCUCAAUAAAUUGAGC